Messenger RNA from Marmota monax (woodchuck), 1292 nucleotides. It is a transcript of the gene Lhx8, whose product is annotated as LIM homeobox 8. The transcript has 8 exons. Bases 60 to 1100 code for a protein of 346 amino acids. Gene Ontology annotation, molecular function: RNA polymerase II transcription regulatory region sequence-specific DNA binding; DNA-binding transcription factor activity, RNA polymerase II-specific. Gene Ontology annotation, cellular component: nucleus. Gene Ontology annotation, biological process: neuron differentiation; forebrain neuron development; regulation of transcription by RNA polymerase II. The record is from RefSeq and is a predicted model, not a curated record. NCBI's taxonomy places the organism in Eukaryota, Metazoa, Chordata, Mammalia, Rodentia, Sciuridae.
ACUUCUGAUCUUGUUUCUCCCUCGGUUCCUUCCAUCCCACCCCUCAGUGCCGGGGGCUCAUGUCGGACGAGUGCGGGCGGACUGCAGCCCUGGCGGCUGGAAGGACUCGGAAAAGCCCCGGAGAAGACGGACUGGUGAGCCCCGAGGGAGCUGGGGACGAGGACUCCUGCUCCUCCUCGGCCCCGCUGUCCCCUUCGUCCUCGCCCCAGUCCAUGGCCUCGGGCUCCGGCUGCCCCCCUGGCAAGUGUGUAUGCAACAGCUGCGGCCUGGAGAUCGUGGACAAAUACCUUCUCAAGGUGAAUGACUUGUGCUGGCAUGUCCGGUGUCUUUCCUGCAGUGUCUGCAGAACCUCCUUAGGAAGACACACCAGCUGUUAUAUUAAAGACAAAGACAUUUUCUGCAAACUCGAUUAUUUCAGAAGGUAUGGAGCUCGCUGCUCUCGAUGUGGGAGGCACAUCCAUUCUACUGACUGGGUCCGAAGAGCCAAGGGAAAUGUUUAUCACUUGGCGUGCUUUGCCUGCUUUUCUUGCAAAAGGCAACUUUCCACCGGAGAGGAGUUUGCAUUGGUGGAAGAGAAAGUCCUCUGCAGGGUGCAUUAUGACUGCAUGCUGGAUAAUUUAAAAAGAGAAGUGGAAAAUGGUAAUGGGAUUAGUGUGGAAGGUGCCCUCCUCACAGAACAAGAUGUCAAUCAUCCAAAACCAGCAAAAAGAGCUCGCACAAGCUUUACAGCAGAUCAACUCCAGGUCAUGCAAGCACAAUUUGCUCAGGACAACAACCCAGAUGCACAGACCCUCCAGAAACUGGCAGAGAGGACAGGCUUGAGCAGACGUGUGAUACAGGUGUGGUUUCAGAACUGUAGAGCACGCCACAAGAAGCAUGUGAGUCCCAAUCACUCUUCCUCAGCCCCAGUCACUGCAGUCCCGCCCUCCAGGCUGUCUCCACCCAUGUUAGAAGAAAUGGCGUAUUCUGCCUACGUGCCCCAAGAUGGGACGAUGCUAACUGCGCUGCAUAGUUACAUGGAUGCUCAUUCACCAACAACUCUUGGACUCCAGCCUUUGUUACCCCAUUCAAUGACACAACUGCCAAUAAGUCAUACCUAAUUUCUUUUUUCAGGGAUAGAAAUGAUUAAGGAUGUAACUUGUCAUUUAUUAUGUAUAAAAUAUCAUUGAAAAGAUAUUAAUGUUAAUUUUUUUAUUUAACACCAAAAGCAUUUCCAACAUCACUUUGCUGCCCAGGUAUGUAUCUAUAGUUGGCCUGCAAGACACUUUUAUUCUUCAUUUUUUUUUUUUUUU